GUUGAUCUUCCUCGAAAGGGGGCGCUGUUGUCCGUUUUCGGUCCGGUUUCCAGCAGUCCCGUCAUGCCCAUUUUGCUGAACCUCUUUAAUCAUUGUUAUUAUUAAUUUAUCAUCAAACGAAUUAUUCAAGAAUAUCGAGACUUCAUUACCAGCUGCUGCAGACCUAUGUCAUAUGCUGGCUUGAAGUCUCAGAGGAAGUUGGCGUCAUAACACAGUGCUUUUGAAAUAAACGCAAGGCGUGUGAAAGUACAACAGGGCCAUCUGUCUGCAUCAUGGCUUCAACCUCCGGGGAUGCUAGCUCAUCGUGUAUUGUGAUCUGCAACAAGAUCUGUGGGGAAGCCUUCAUGAGCAAGGAAGAGCUUGAGGAGCACCAGAGGAGCCACAUCUUUAGCCAGUCCUUCAUGUCGGCACUCAAGGUCAGCUUGCCCGAGGAGAGUAUUCCCGAUAAUGCCGAUCCAUCCACGUUAUUUGCUGUCCCUCCCACCAGGGAUGUACCUGUGGUCCCUUGCACCCUCUGCGACAGAGUCUUCACAUCGGAAAAUCGUCAGGUCCGCCAUCUGCAAACUGUCCACGCCAGAAAGGAACCGAUUACCUGCGCCACGUGCAACAAAGUCUUCACACUACGAAGCUCAUUGAAACAACACCAGAAGAUCCAUUUGAGACAGCCCAAGCCGCCCAAGGACAGGUCUGUUUCCUGCGACAUUUGUCACAGGGCCUUUAAACAUAAAUCUCUGUUGAAAUGCCACAUGAAAUACCACUUUGAGGAGAAACGCCACAAGUGCAGCGAUUGUGGUAAGAGCUAUUACACCAGCCACAAUUUGAAAAACCACAUGAGGAGCCACACAGGAGACCGGCCGUACGCCUGUGAGAUCUGUAACAAGACGUUCGCAGUGUUGACUUGCCUCAAAAGCCAUCUGGUGGUCCACGAAACAAAUCAUCAGUAUGUGUGUGAAAUCUGCGGCAAGUCUUUCAGCCGCCAGAACAACUUGACCAGGCACGUCAAGCUUCACUCCUUGGAGAGACCGUUCGUCUGUGACAUCUGUGACCAGGCCUUCUCCGAGAAGGCAACGAUGAAGGAGCACAGGCAAAUCCACACCAAACCGUUCUUGUGUGAAGAUUGCGGCAAGACAUUUUCUCGAAAGGCUGCUCUUAAGAGACAUACUUUAAAACGUCAUGCUCAACCUGAACACACUUCAGUUACACCGGACGCAUGGGAAAAAGUAACAACGUGGGAUUCACAUAACUACAGAAACACUCCCCCCUUAAACAUGUCUAAAGACGGGCCCUUCUCUUGCGACGUUUGUAACAGAGAGUUUUCGAUCAAAGGAAAUCUGAAAAUCCACUGGAGGACCCACACUGGAGAGAAACCGUUCCUGUGCGACAUUUGUGGGACUGCCUUUUCUCUCAAACAAUCACUGCAGCAACACCAGUUGUGCCACACUGGGGAGAAACCGGCGUCAUGUGGUGUUUGCGGCAAAUCUUUCCGAGACAAGCAAUCUGUCAGAAAACAUCAGACAGUACACACCGGAGAUAAGCCAUAUGUCUGCGAUAUCUGCAGCAAAGCCUUCGCAUCCAAUCCCAAUCUUCGUCAACACCGCAAGGUUCAUUCCAAAGAGAAGCCGUAUGUUUGCAGCAGCUGCGGUGUGGCCUUUUCAAGAAAAAGCAGCCUGCGCAAGCAUGUAAAAAAAUACCACAUUGUUGGAAAACCAGUUUACUGUGAUAUCUGUGGCCGCACAAUCCCACAAGAAAAUGUUGUAGAAAUAAUACUGCAGGCGGACACUGCCGUAAAGGCGUUUGUGUGUGGCUUCUGUGAUGAUCCUAUUCAGAAACGCAAGAGACUAAAGAGCCAUCUGCAUGUCGAUAUACAAGAGGAGGCAAUUAUUCUUGUUGCGCAUGAAGAGGUCUGUCCUCGUGACGAUCUAGAAAAUCACCAUGAGGAAAAAACUGACAGGACACUUGGCUCAGAAACGCAGAGUUGUAUGGAAUCUCACAGUGGGGACAACACCGGGGAUGCAUCUGACCCAGAGACACAUAGUCCCACAGAACACCAACGUAGGGACAAAACUGGUGAGACAUCGAUCCAUGAAACGGCCAGUCUUACAGAACACCCCCAUAGUGACAACAUCAGUGGAACGUCUGGCUGUGGGGACAGCACUGCGCACAGUUGUAUGGAAUCUCACAGUGGGGACAACACUGUGGCUGUGUCUGACCCAGAGACACAUAGUCCCACAGAACACCAACAUAGGGACAAAACUAGUGAGACAUCGAUCCAAGAAACGGCCAGUCUUACAGAACACCCCCAUAGUGACAACAUCAGUGGAACGUCUGGCUGUGGGGACAGCACUGUUGAAAUAUCCGUCCUAGAGACCGACGGUCUUCCCAAAAGCAACGUAGCUCCAUCCCCCAAUGAGCCGUUAGAUGGUAACAAUCAGAGAGCUAGCCCACGAAAAAGCGCACCAAAAUUUCAGCGAGGAAUUGCCGUCGGAGAUAAGUCAUCUACAACCAAAAUUGGUGGCAAAUCCUCUCUGAAAAGAAAGAAGCCUGCAAAGCGUGCCAGAAUUCGCGCCACGGGUUUGUUCGUUUGCAACGUAUGUUACAAAGCCUUUGCAAUCAAAGGAAAUUUGGAAAUGCACCGCAGGAUCCACACGGGCGAGAGGCCAUUUCUGUGUGAUCAUUGUGGCAGUACCUUCCCACGCAAGCAAGCGCUGCAACAUCAUCAGUUUUGUCAUACGGGAGAGAAGCCGUAUUUGUGCUACAUGUGCGGCAAGUCGUACAGAGGGGGGAAAUCUCUCCGAGAUCAUCUACGAACCCACACGGGAGAAAAACCACACGUUUGUGAAGUCUGCGACAAGGCCUUCUCAAACAGCGCCAACUUUCGCCAGCACUGCAAGACUCACUCCAAAGAGAAGCCGUAUGUUUGCGGCACCUGCAGAGUCGUCUUUUCAAGACGAACCAGUCUUCGUAAGCACAUCAAGAAGUUCCAUGUUGGACAGAAACAGUAUAACUGUGACACAUGUGGCAUUGCAGUCUCACACAAAAGUGUCGUAGAAACUCUACUGCGUUCCUCAACUAUUGUACAAGUACUCCUGUGUGACUUUUGCGCAAACCUGUGUAGAGACAAACUUACUAUUCGAACUGUCAAAAAAUCACAUAUUCAGUGAAGUUGGUAAAAUUUUUAGCAAAACAUGAAUGCAAAGAAUGUUCAGUACGGGUACCAAUUGAUAGUUGUCUGUUAGUAAAACCAGGCACAAAACAAAAAAAAAUCACUCUGAUUUCCUAACUUGUGAAAUUUCCUUUGUUUUUUACCAGCGAUCAACCUUUAAAUCAAACCAUUGAGAAAUUGUGUGGAAUCUUUGAAUUAUUCGUCCAGACAUUUCUUUUCAAUUCUUCCCACAGUUUUCACACAUAAACUGGCAUUGCUGGCAAAAUUUAAGAUUGAGUACUUUAAGGCAAAACUAUUACAAGUGUAGACUUCAUUUGAGGACGUCUGAUAUUUCUGAGGAGGUAGUUUACAAAGUGUUUAGUAAUAAAACAACAGCACUUACUUGUGAAAAACCCUGUUUUUAAGAGUAUUGGUUACAGAUUAUGAAUUUUUGUGUCCCAAAGAGAUUUUAGCAGAGUUGUCAGAGACCAUUAUUUUAAACUAAAGACCGGUUCUAAGAUCAUUCAGCAGAUGUAUACUUGUGGGAUUCAGGAAAGGUCUUAACUACAGUGCUUGAAUACAGAAUCGCUGUGUCAAUGAGAAGUAAAGAAGAAAAAACUA
Molecule: messenger RNA, 3763 nt
Organism: Patiria miniata (bat star)
Lineage: Eukaryota; Metazoa; Echinodermata; Asteroidea; Valvatida; Asterinidae
Product: zinc finger protein 665-like
Exons: 4
Coding region: 273-3161 (962 amino acids)
Biological process (GO): regulation of transcription by RNA polymerase II
Molecular function (GO): DNA-binding transcription factor activity, RNA polymerase II-specific; RNA polymerase II cis-regulatory region sequence-specific DNA binding
Source: RefSeq, a predicted model, not a curated record